GGAGCGCGCAUCAGUCCGGGGUGUCCUGGGGGACAACGUGUGACGGGGACGCGCACUUGAACUGGGAGUGAACCGGACCACCGCCUCGGAGUUUCACUGCCAACGGGAGCCGGUUCGCGUCAGUCUGGACUGUUUCAGGUGUAACUUUGUCGGAUAAUUGUUCGCACUUUUGGAAAAAAAAAAAACACUGAACCCUUUUUGCGCCUCACAGAGGUUUGAUUCAAAGCGAAUGAGACCGUGCGUAAAGCCAAAAACUGACGCGCAGGCGACGUUUUGCGCAUUAAAAGAACCAGCUUCGCGGACUGCAGCGCGGUGGCUUUUCACCGCUGAGUUUCCUGCUGAGGAUGUCAGUCAGAUGAGCGCUGAGCUGCUGUCCAGGUGGCUUUAGCCCUCCGCUGGCUGAGAUGCGACCAUGUCCUUUACGCACCGGCUCGCUCUGCUCCUGCUCGGCCUCACCCUCAUCCACACGCUGCAGCAGGCAACUCUGCAGACAAACUGUUGAACUUCAACGUGAAAAUCCCGCAGAGUGACGUCAGUAAACUGCUCUCAUGUUGACCAAACCCAGCUGAUCUGUGCAAAGAGGAGAGGGACGAGGAAAAGCUGAUGUUAGAGAGUCCCUCAGCUCGCUGCCGGUUAAUGGAAAGUUUCCUCACUGCCAGUUCUACUGGGAGAUGCAGAGAGCCAGGAGAGAGUGUCAGACACAACUGCAGCAACAGACGCCUGCUAGCACAGGAUGUCGCGGCGAGUGGGACAAUGUGUCUUGUUGGCAGAGCGCGGCGUUCGGCGAGGUGAUGACCCUCCCCUGCCCCUCCCCCCUCCUGCGCCUGUUUGGAAAAAAUGGUAUCCUCAGCAGGAACUGCACAGAGAAAGGUUGGUCUGACGUCUACCCCGUCAUCACCAUCGCCUGCUGGUCGAACAACACAAAUGAACCCAGUGAGCUGGUCUUCUACAAGGUGGUGAGGAUACUGUCCACUCUGGGCCACAGCCUGUCCCUCAUCACUCUGCUCACCAGCACCGCCAUCAUCUGUUUGUACAGGAGGCUCCACUGCACGAGGAACUACAUCCAUCUGAACUUGUUUGUAUCGUUCAUGCUGCGAGCCGUGGCCGUGCUGACCAAAGACACGCUGCUCUUCUCAGAUGAUGAAAACACAGACUGCAGCACGCAGCCAUCGCUGGUGGGCUGUAAGGCCAGCCUGGUAUUCUUCAACUACUUCAUCAUGGCCAACUUCUUCUGGCUGCUGGUGGAGGGUGUCUAUCUGCACACACUGCUGCUCGUCAUCCACAGCUACUCCAUCCGCCUCUCCACCUACAUGCUCAUCGGCUGGGGAAUCCCUUUGGUUUUCAUGGUUGCAUGGAUCAUAUGUAGGAUAAACAUGGAGGACACAAGGUGUUGGGAGAUGAAUGAAAACCCCGUCCCCAACAGACUGAUCAACUGGCCCAUCAUGGCAACUGUCAUUAUCAACUUCAUUCUGUUCAUCAGCAUCAUCCGCAUCCUGGUGCAGAAACUGCGCUGCACUGACGUUGGAGGAAAUGAGCAGUCGCAAUACAGACGUCUGGCUAAGUCCACCCUCCUGCUGAUCCCUCUGUUUGGGAUAAACUACGUGGUGUUCGUCUACCUGAUGGAGCCGGCUGACAAAAACAUGAAGCAGAUCAAGAUCUUCUUUGAACUCGGCCUCGGAUCCUUCCAGGGUCUAGUUGUGGCUGUCCUCUAUUGUUUCCUCAACAGCGAAGUCCAGAGCGAGCUGAGGAGGACGUGGAGGAGUUUAUCUCUCAAGCGUUACGUAGGGCGGGACUACAGGCUACACGCCAUGUCAGUCAGCCGAAACGGCACCGAAAACUCGGCUCAGUUUCCCAGGAACUCCCGAGCCCAGUCCAUCCUGCAGACUGAGACCACCGUGCUCUGACCAGGGACAGAGACAGUCUGAAGAAAGGUGCAGUGGAGGUUCAGAGUCUUACUCCAGGACACUUUUAUAGACAUAUCGUUUGCAACUGCAGAAACUGAACCUGUGACCUGCAGGAGGACUGUGUACAUCACUUUCUUCACAAUGGUCUUCAGUUCAUGACACACAUGUAACAGUGCCUGCUGAAAUCAUGAAGAACAGAGACCUGAAUUUUAGUUCUUCCUUUUGUAUCAUUAAACAUUAUAAAAAACAAAGUUGCAAAUGAAGACUAUCAAAUAAACAACACACUUACAUGCUCUCAGUUGUUAGAUAUUUCUGGGAGACGGACGAGUGUAUCAUCCGCAGCGUUCUCCUUUUCGAAGGAGAGGCUUCAAAUCAAAGAACAUUUACCACAUAGCUUAAAAACAAGUCAUAAACAAUUUAUGUAUUAGAAAUACGUUGUUUUAUGUUAUUACUAACCAAAAAAUGACACCAUGUGGUGGAGAAUCACUGUUUUUGACAAAUGUUAAUUUAUUUAUAUUUUUUUAAUUAUAGUGGGUCCAUGGAAGCAGACUGUGCAGACCUGAUGCCACGUUCAUUUCAUGUUAGAUUUAGCUGAAAUAUUAACUGCCGACAUGGAAUUAAAUAUUCUUGUCAGUCUCCUAGUGGUCAUUUUAAGUCAGACAUGUGGCCACAGUGGUCCUUAACUUUUUUGGCUUGUGGCCCUUUAAAAUGAAGCAGCGUCUUGCGACUCCUUGGUCUCUAACGUCUACCAAUUGUUACAGUAUAUUUGAAACAUUUCUACCCGCCUAAACAGGUAAAGUUAUCCAGUAAUACACAAGGAAAAAAGUUUUGUAGCAUUUUCUGCUCUCCUCCCCUGGUCAGUCAUCUCACGACCCCUCAGAUUAAUCUUGCAAUCCCUUGUUGGGGUCCCGACCCCCAUGUUGGGAACUACAGAGCAGUAUCAUCUGGGAGUCCGGUAAACAUACAGGUUACUGUAGCUCAUGUUAAUCAUGAUUGUCCAUUUAUUUUUUUGUUUAAUUGUUUAUUUUUCAUAUGUAGUUUUUUUUUGUGCCAAAAUGAGGGUUUUGUGGAUCUGUUUUUUUUAUUUUAUUUUGUACUGAUAUCUUUGAAUUGGACCAUCUUGGAUUUCAGUGUUUCCCACCAGACUUUUAUUCUUCAGGACCUGAAACUGUAGACCAUUAUGAGGCACCAAAACUCUUUUUAAAAAAGAGGGAGAGUUAUUACCUUUUAAAUUAAAUAUAUGAAUAAAUAAAAAUGGACAGAGAAUUUCUUCCCCAAUAUUAUUAUCAGGGAGGAUAUUCCAUCAUAUCAGGAUCCUGAAAUGGAAACAGACGAUAUGUGAAAUUCAGUUAGAGGAAGAACAUCAGAAUAACAGAUACACCCGUCUAACCCUCAGCAAUGUACAGUAUUCUGGGCACUGAAUUUAUCCAAAAUGACUCACAGUAACACAAGCAGGGUUUCAGUUGUACUUGCAAAAAACAUACUCGCCUUAUACAGAGAAUGAUUGUUUUGUAUUUUAUGUGUUGUUUUUUUACACAGUUGAGUAUUAUUAAUGUAGGUUAUGCACACGAGGUUGAGGGAGAUUUGUAAGCUUUUGAACACAACUGUAAACCUGUGACUCCGUAUGUAUAAAAGCUUUUAUCAUGAA
Molecule: messenger RNA, 3552 nt
Organism: Siniperca chuatsi (mandarin fish)
Lineage: Eukaryota; Metazoa; Chordata; Actinopteri; Centrarchiformes; Sinipercidae
Product: vasoactive intestinal polypeptide receptor 2-like
Exons: 14
Coding region: 672-1904 (410 amino acids)
Biological process (GO): adenylate cyclase-modulating G protein-coupled receptor signaling pathway; cell surface receptor signaling pathway
Cellular component (GO): plasma membrane
Molecular function (GO): peptide hormone binding; G protein-coupled peptide receptor activity; vasoactive intestinal polypeptide receptor activity
Source: RefSeq, a predicted model, not a curated record